UGCUUGAACGAGAUUUUUGAACAUUUAGAGAAUGAAAAAUUUACUUUACAUUCAUGCAUGUUAGUUAAUCGUUAUUGGUGUGGUGUUUCUGUGAGAAUUUUUUGGAGGAAUGUUCGGAAUUAUAAUACUUCGAAUUUCAGUACUUUAAUUGCUUGCCUUCCAAUCACAUCAAAAGAAAUUUUAUAUAAUAAUGGAAUUUUUAUUUCAACCCCAACUUUAAAAACUCCCACUUUUAAUUACGCAUCAUUUUGCAAAGUUUUAUCAGUUAAUAGAGUUUAUUACAAAAUUGAAAAGCUUCUUGAAAAUCAACAAAAUAUUUCACCACAAAGUCUUAAAAACUAUACACCUGUAGUGGCGCAGGAAAUUUUUCAAAUGUUUAUGAAAGAAAUCUCUUCUUUAAGAAGUUUAUCUUUUUACUCAUAUCCAGACAUGACUUUUAACAUAUAUUUUAUUGGAGCAAAAGAUUGUUUAAAAAAUCUCACAGAAUUAUGCUGUAGUUCAGAUAUUUCCACCGAAAUAUUUUAUCAACUAUCUCAAACAUGUUAUAAUAUACAAUCUCUUACUAUAGGAUUUGAAAGAACUAUCACAGAUGGAAUAGCAGAUUUAAUUUCUGUUCAGAGAAAUUUGAAAAGUUUUGAUAUAAUGCUAUGUCAUGGUCUGAGAGUUGAUGAACAGACAAAUAUAAUUUUUUCAUCAUUAAUGUCAAAAAUUCCUAAUACUUUAAUUAAAUUAAAUGUUUAUGGAAGAAA
Messenger RNA from Rhizophagus irregularis DAOM 181602=DAOM 197198, 749 nucleotides. RefSeq lists its product as uncharacterized. Lineage: Eukaryota; Fungi; Glomeromycota; Glomeromycetes; Glomerales; Glomeraceae. Gene Ontology annotation, molecular function: protein binding. The record is from RefSeq and is a predicted model, not a curated record.